This is a messenger RNA of Cladocopium goreaui, 971 nucleotides long. The record is from the annotation of a GenBank genome assembly. Lineage: Eukaryota; Dinophyceae; Suessiales; Symbiodiniaceae.
GACGAUGAAGAGGAUGAAGAGGAAGAGGAGGAAGAGGAGGAAGAGGAGGAAGAGGAGGAAGAGGAGGUGGAAGAAGAAAAUCUGGAGGAUUUCGAGGUCCAUGGUGGUCCAUUGCAGACCUCGGAAGCGAUUGCAACAGCAAAGGCCUCUGCAGCAGCAGAAGCUAUGGCACAUGCGCGGAAGGAACUCUUGCUUGAGCGAGCAAAGUGGCAAGAGGAGAAGAAACAGCUGGAGGAAAAAUUGAAGGAAGCGAAACGGGCGAGCCUUUCACAAGAGACAGGCAUCAUGGGCUUGGACCUGUUCGAAGUUGGCCCAUGGUUAGCGCAGCAGCUGCCCAAGAGUGCCGCAAAUGCACGUCCUGGCCAUCAGGGGCCUGAGAUUCUUCUAGAUGAACUUCUAUGGCCACUGCUUGGGGCAGAAGUCCUGACAACCGUCACGGAGGACUACACUCUCAACUUUGGCAUCUUUGUUGGAGCGAAGGAUAGCAGGCGGGGCAUCCUGCGGCUGUCGGAGUUGCGCCUCUGUCCGCAGGCUUUUGUGUGGCAUCCAAAUCAGGCUUGCGAAAGCCAAGCAGCUUUGCAAGAGGACUUGUGUCGAGCUGAAGAUCAGUUCCUGUCGGACACAUUUCUUCCUUGGGCUGAGAAGCAGGAAGCUGCCAAAGUCGCAUGGCUCCUCUGCAACCAUGGCGAGGCAUUUUCCCUCAGCCGUGCCCUCCUGGCGUUUGGCCAGGCCGCUACAACGGAGUCAAGGUGGCGCUCAAUUGCCUUUGUGCUGGACCGCACCAAAGGGUCUACCACAGAGCCUGCAGUGGAGGCAUUAGCACUUGCAGAGGGCCGCCGGAUGGUCUUCGACGUUUCGUGAGAUUCGGCCAACAUUUAGAAGUGAAAAGACUUCUGGUCUCUCUACCUGGGGUGACUUCUCAGACUUUGGUGACUUUGUCCGGGCAACAUCUCUCCUCGUCUCUGCGUCGG